AUUGAAAAAUACAAGGGCCACAUAUCAAAAAUUAGUUUAGGUCAUCUUUAAACUCUAGAUCGACAGAAAUAUCGAAGUUUGUGUUGAUAACAUGAUUGUCACCGAUGUACGAGCUGAAGAUCAUAUUGAUGACCUCAACGAAACAUUUCAGAACCUGCACCGAGCACAGAUGAAGUUAAACCCCUUAAAAUGUGCGUUUGCUGUGGAAUCAGGAAAAUUUCUAGGUUAUGUAGUAUCCAAGAAAGGAAUUGAGGUGAAUCCAGAUAAAGUUCAAGUCAUGCAGCAAAUGGAACCUCUUAAAAUAGUAAAAGAUGUGCAACGCCUAACAGGUCACCUUGUUGCUUUGCAUAGAUUUGUUGCCAGGGGUCAAGCCUUGGUAGAUUUCCUAAUGGAAUGCCAUCUGGUGGCUAACAAAGGAAUUACAGCUUUACACCCCAUAUGGGUGUUGUACAUAGAUGGAGUUGCAAGUGUCGAGGGAUUAGAGGCAAGAGCUGUUCUAAUAGGAAUACCUCCUUUGAUACAGGAGAAAUGCUAUCGUUUCUCACAUCGCCUUAGCCUUUUGCACAAUGGGAAGUCGAUCUGCUCGGUCCUUUUGUUGAAAGCAAAGGAGUUAAAAGGACAAGUAGAAUUGGCUAAUAAAAUCGUAUUGCAUGGCCUUAAGACACGUGUCCUAGCUACACACUCUAAUUGGGUUGAUGAGCUCAACAAAGUGCUAUGGUCAUGCUGUACCAUACCUAGUUCAGCCACAAGAGAGACCCUAUUCUCUCUUGCAUAUGAAGUUGAGGUCGUAAUCCCUGUGGAAAUCAACUUGAUGCCUAACGGGUCUACUCGAUGUAAUAAUUCUGAUAACAAGCUACUUAUAAGAGAAAACUUAGACCCUGUGGAAAAGGUCGGUGACCUAGUUUUACGCAAGGUCGGGCUCACAAAUUCCUAUUCGCACAUGGGCGAGCUCGCUCCUAACUGGGAGGGCCCUUACAUGAUGCGUCAGGGCGAGCCGAAGAACAAUGAGUUGGCAUGUUUGCAAGCUAAGAAAUCGGAGAAGUGUUGGAGGGUUCAACUUUUGCCUCAGGCGUCCCGACCACCCAUGCAUCAAAGCUUGGCAAAACCCUCUAGAUCUCCUCCUUCUUCUAGAGUAGAUGGAGGCCAUAUGGGUAGCCCAUCUUCAUUUAGCUCCCACUUUAGCUACACUGUCAUGUUAACGGGAGGAACGAGAUUUUUGCCUUGUUCAUCCGUUUCGUCUCCCUCAAAAAAGGCUAGCUCGCCAAUGGGAAAGUCAGGUCGACGCUGGUAUGCGAUCCUUGGACUCGAGGCAAACGCAGGCGCAGCCAUUGUCUCGGCAACAUCAUGUGCUGGGGCAGAAGGCACGUUAGACAAGACCUCGACACUGAGCUGGAACCUCACUCUCGAUGGGACAAGCUACGAGAUGGCACCACAGGUCAUUCGUCAAAGCAUGUCUGCCUAUGCAAACUUGGUUCUAAACAACGACCUCAUGAACGUUGAGCCUGUUUAUGUUGUCUCUCCAAAACGCUGCUCAUUUCUCCUGCACAAACAAAUGCAAUAAGCCUCAGAUUGGCUAGCAAUCACAAUUUACAAUAGAAAUAUACCUUCGACAUAUAGGUUUGCGGCAUCCACAAACCCAAACAUCGUGAGCUGCUCAAGAGUAACCAAGGCUUCUAGGUUUACCAAUCCUUUUGCCUUCACAUAAUCUAGUAACUUGUUCUUCAAAGCCACAUUGUCUAGCAACAACAUAGGGUAGUUCAUGUAAGUUCUUCAAAGCCACUUAGAGAUGCGAGCAACCAGUUUGCUAUUAACUCUCUCUGUUUGUGUAUCACGAACAAAAAUGAAUUGCCUCU
This is a messenger RNA of Rubroshorea leprosula, 1853 nucleotides long. The record is from the annotation of a GenBank genome assembly. NCBI's taxonomy places the organism in Eukaryota, Viridiplantae, Streptophyta, Magnoliopsida, Malvales, Dipterocarpaceae.